This is a messenger RNA of Myotis davidii, 613 nucleotides long. RefSeq names its product nucleoredoxin-like 1 (gene NXNL1). Lineage: Eukaryota; Metazoa; Chordata; Mammalia; Chiroptera; Vespertilionidae. Gene Ontology annotation, cellular component: mitochondrion. Bases 284 to 613 code for a protein of 109 amino acids. The record is from RefSeq and is a predicted model, not a curated record. The transcript has a single exon. Gene Ontology annotation, biological process: photoreceptor cell maintenance.
AGGAACAGGUCUCAUACCUUAUGUCAGGCUGACGGGCUUCCUUUGCAGUCCUGCGCAUUUUUAAAACGCAUUUGCAGUUAUGCCUUGAGAAAGGGCCCUGGAAGCUGCCCUCCGCCCGGGGCAGCUCUGCAGAAUCAGGUCAGAAUCAGGUCACGGCUUAGGCAGAUUAGCAAGGCCCUACACUGACCUCCUAAAGAUCCCUAAUCCUGGGACAGCAGCCAGCCAGCAGGCCCAGGGCCACACAGGUCCCUGCACCCUUUCCCAGGCCCUAGCCGGGGCUACCAUGGCCUCCCUAUUCUCUGGUCGAGUUCUGAUCCGAAACAACAGUGACCAGGACGAACUGGAUACAGAGGCAGAGCUCAGCCACAGGCUGGACAACCGGCUGGUGCUGCUGUUCUUCGGCACUGGGUCCUGCCCCCAGUGCCAGGCCUUUGCCCCGAUUCUCAGGGACUUCUUCAUUCGGCUCACCGAUGAGUUCUAUGUGCUGCGGGCAGCCCAGCUGGCCUUGGUGUACGUGUCUCAGGACACCACAGAGGAGCAACAGGACCUGUUCCUCAAGGACAUGCCCAAGAAGUGGCUCUUCCUGCCCUUCGAGGAUGACCUGAGGAGGUGA